Molecule: messenger RNA, 1071 nt
Organism: Rhodotorula graminis WP1
Lineage: Eukaryota; Fungi; Basidiomycota; Microbotryomycetes; Sporidiobolales; Sporidiobolaceae
Exons: 2
Coding region: 1-1071 (356 amino acids)
Molecular function (GO): protein binding
Source: RefSeq, a predicted model, not a curated record
AUGUCGACCAACCUCCCCGACGAGCUCCUCGCCCUCAUCUUCGACCACCUCGCCGCCGACCGUGCGCACCUCGACACCCGCCGCGGCACAAAGCAGGGUCUCGCGAGCGCGUGCCUCGCCUCGCGGCGCCUGCGCCGCCUCGCCCAGCCGGUCCUGUGGCGCCAGGUCGAGGUCCGCUCGGCGGCCCAGGUCGACCGCGUGCGCAGGUGCGCAGCCCUGUCGGGCCUCGGCGGGUGCGUCGUCGUGUACAGGGUCCUUCCGGCUCGACAGAGCGCGCCGCCGUUCCCUGUCAACAAGGCGCUUGCGGCGUCGGCCUUCCUCAAGAACGUCGAGGAGGUGGACCUCAGCUCGAGCCAAGACGAGACGCUCCACCUCGGCGGUCUCGUGCCCUUCUCCAAGCUGCGCCGACUGUCGCUUGCCCUCUUCAAGGUCUCGCGCUCGCCCUCGGUCGCAUUCGCCACGCUCGAGCACCUCCGCCUCGAGGACUGCGGUCUUCCCGGGUCGCCUGCCCAGCCGUGGCUGCGGCACGCCAACUUUCCCGCGCUCCGCGUCGUCGACCUGGUCGACUUUACGGGCGAUCGCCUUUCGAUUCGGCCCACGCUCGACGACCUGUUCGGCGGCGACAUGCUCGGGCAACUCGACUACGUCUACGUGCAGGCGGCGCCUGUCGGCCCGGCCGCCGACACGGACCUGACGCGCCGCGCCCCGCCCAUUUUCCUCCACCUCUGGGACGCCGAGUCCCACGUCGUUCCUGCCUUCGCCCUCUUCCUCGUCCUCGACCUGUCGUCCCCCAAGAAGAUGCUCGACGCAGCUGCAGCAUGGCUCGCGAGGCCGACCGCCGCCUUCGCCGUCCCGACGCCGACCCUCGUCCUCUCGACUCAAGUCCGCGCCUUCGCGAGCACGCGCCCCGCCGUCGCCAGCGCCCUCGCACGCUUCGAGACGCAGUGCGUCGCCAGGGGCGUCCGCCUCGUCUGGGUCGAGGAGCGUGGCUCGCUCGCCGAGCUGUUCGUGCUCCCCGAGGUGCAGCAGCUCUCGCGCGAGCUCAGGGCGGCGGCGCGCGUGCAGGCGUAG